UACUCCAUGUCAGAUUCCAACACCACUAACUUCAUCAACCCCUCCACCUUCAUCCUGCUGGGCAUUCCUGGCCUGGAGACAACCCAUGUCUGGAUCUCCAUCCCCUUCUGCACCAUGUACGCAAUAGCUAUCUUGGGGAACUUCACCAUCCUGUUCAUUGUGAAGAAGGAGCGAAGCCUCCAUGGACCCAUGUACUAUUUCCUCUGCAUGCUGGCCGUCACCGACCUGGUCCUGUCCACAUCCAUUGUGCCCAAGACGCUGAGCAUCUUCUGGUUCAAUUCAAGGGAAAUCGAUUUCAGUGCCUGCCUCACACAGCUGUACUUCAUUCACUGCUUCUCAGUGAUGGAGUCUGGGAUCUUCGUGGCCAUGGCUUUUGAUCGUUACGUGGCCAUCUGCAAUCCCCUGAGACAUUCUGCCAUGCUGACUAACCCUGUGGUAGCCAAGAUCGGCCUGGCUGUGGUGCUACGCAGUGGCAUGCUCGUAAUGCCCCAUCCCUUCCUGGCGAGGCGGCGGCCAUAUUGCAGAACCAACAUCAUCCCCCACUCGUACUGUGAGCACAUGGCUGUGGUGAAGCUGGCCUGUGCUGACAUCCGCGUGAGCAGUUACUACGGCCUCUUUGUGGCAUUUUGUGUGCUCGGUCUGGAUGUGUUUUUUAUCACUGUGUCCUAUAUCCAGAUCCUCAAGAUCAUCUUUAGCCUCUCCACAAAGGACGCCCGGCUCAAGACUUUUGGGACCUGUGGCUCCCACAUCUGUGCCAUCUUAGUCUUUUACAUCUCAGCUAUCUUCUCCUCUCUCACAUACCGAUUUGGGCAGAGUGUGCCCCUGCAUUUCCACAUUUUCAUUGCUAACGUGUACCUCCUGGUUCCCCCCAUGCUAAACCCCAUCAUAUAUGGAGUGAGGACCAAACAGAUCCGGGACAGGCUACUCCGGCUCUUUACUCAUAAAGGGACCUAA
Molecule: messenger RNA, 954 nt
Organism: Terrapene triunguis (Three-toed box turtle)
Lineage: Eukaryota; Metazoa; Chordata; Testudines; Emydidae
Product: olfactory receptor 52M1-like
Exons: 1
Coding region: 7-954 (315 amino acids)
Biological process (GO): G protein-coupled receptor signaling pathway
Cellular component (GO): membrane
Molecular function (GO): olfactory receptor activity; G protein-coupled receptor activity
Source: RefSeq, a predicted model, not a curated record